This is a messenger RNA of Bactrocera latifrons, 3151 nucleotides long. RefSeq names its product aminopeptidase N-like. NCBI's taxonomy places the organism in Eukaryota, Metazoa, Arthropoda, Insecta, Diptera, Tephritidae. Bases 257 to 3130 code for a protein of 957 amino acids. Gene Ontology annotation, biological process: peptide catabolic process; proteolysis. Gene Ontology annotation, molecular function: metalloaminopeptidase activity; zinc ion binding; peptide binding. The record is from RefSeq and is a predicted model, not a curated record. Gene Ontology annotation, cellular component: cytoplasm. The transcript has 6 exons.
UAGACAGUACCUGUGCGUGGUGCUGGUUGUGUUUUAGUUAAUGUGUGGCGCUAGUAAAUAGUARCAGGGCUCAAAUAAACGCAGCAUAAAAGGCGGUGCGCGCACGCGACUUAUUACUUAUAUGUACAUACAUACAUACAUACUUUUUGGUGUGAAUUUUCGUAUGUUUCCUAAAUUGUGCCUAUAAGUAGUAAUAACAAAAAGCCUUUUGGUCAACAUUUUGCUGUGUUUUCGUUCGACGCAKAGACAAAUCAAGAUGGCAUCACAACUACGUUAUGCUUGCGCGGCCUUGACCUUCAUGGCCAUAGCCUCAAUCGUGCUUGCCUUUACCGAUACAAACCCCGCGGAAUUUGAAACGGCGGCGYCGGCAGUGCAACAAGCUGCUAGCAGCUAUAAUUAUUUCCGUCUGCCAAGAUCCCUGAAACCACAAAAAUACACGCUACAUGUAAUCACACAUCUCGAGAAUCCCGAAAACUUAACAUUUGUAGGUGAGGUCGCCAUGCAUUUGAUCGCAUUGGAGGACACAAGCAAUAUCACGUUGCAUGCUCUCAAUCUCACCAUAAAUAGUAAUGAAAUUAUUCUACGCAAUCUGAUUGCCAAAGAGAGCGAACAGAAAAAUUGUGUUCGCUCCACAGAGGUGAACAGUUACCAUGACUAUUACAUAACGCAUUUGUGCGAACCCCUGCGUAGGGGAGAGGAAUACAUACUCACCAUACCGUUCUCGGGUAUAUUAAAUUUGAAUUUGCGUGGUUACUAUCGCAGUUCGUAUGUGGAUCGUGCAAGCAAUCAGACAAAAUGGCUUGCGGUUACACAGUUUGAACCGGCGUCGGCGCGUUUGGCAUUCCCCUGCUUUGAUGAGCCAGAUUACAAAGCAAAAUUCGUUGUUAUACUCGGACAUCACAAUAAAUACACGGCCUUGAGCAAUAUGCCUCUGAAAGAGACACGUCCUAUGGCGGAUAAAAAGGAUUGGAUUUGGAGCGAAUUCGAAGAGUCUGUGCCUAUGUCGACAUACCUGGUCGCCUACACCGUUAACGACUUCGCCUAUGUCAAUUCAGAGACCAGUUUGAAGAAUAAGGUGCAAUUCCGCACUUGGGCACGCCCUGAUGCCAUCGAUCAAUGCAAUUAUGCCGCCGAUGUGGGACCGAAGGUGUUACAAUACUAUGAAGAUAUUUUCAAUAUCAAAUUCCCACUGGAUAAAAUUGAUGAGAUCGCUAUACCCGACUUUAGCGCCGGUGCCAUGGAGAACUGGGGCCUGGUCACCUAUCGCGAAACUGCAUUGCUAUAUGCGGAGAAUGUGUCUUCUUUGGAAAAUAAGCAACGUGUCGCUUCAGUCAUUGCGCAUGAACUGGCUCAUCAAUGGUUUGGCAAUUUGGUCACAAUGAAAUGGUGGCAGGAUUUGUGGUUGAAUGAAGGUUUCGCCACUUAUGUAGCUAGUUURGGUAUUGAACACAUCAAUCCCGAAUGGCGUGGUUUGGAAAARGAGUCAGUCGACAAUACUUUGGCUAUAUUCAAGCUUGACGCGCUCAAGAGCAGUCACCCGAUUUCGCAGGAGAUCACACAUACGAACAAAAUUGCCGAGAUCUUUGACUCAAUCUCCUACAAAAAAGGAUCCACCGUUUUACGCAUGAUGCAUCUCUUCCUCGGCGAUGAGGCAUUCCGCUCCGGUCUACAUUAUUAUCUCAAGAAACACGCUUACGGCAAUGCUGAGCAAGAUGAUCUAUGGUACGCACUCACCGAAGCAGCUCACAAAUUCCGCACGCUACCAAAAGCUUUCGAUAUCAAAACCAUUAUGGAUUCGUGGACCUUGCAAACCGGCUAUCCAAUAAUUACAAUAACUCGUGAUUACGAUCGUAAAUUGGCCAAGCUCACACAGGUUCGUUACUUACUCGAUACAUCUGCUUCGCGUGAAGACGAACGUAGUUGCUGGUGGGUGCCCUUGAGUUUUACGACUCAAAACGAGAUUGACUUUGGUGCUACUACACCUAAAAACUGGCUACAAUGCAAUGAAAUGAAUGAGCCGGUAACUCAGACUCUUAAGGAUCUUCCUGAGGCAAACGAAUGGAUCAUUUUCAAUAUACAAAUGUCCGGCUUGUAUAAAGUAAAGUAUGAUGAACGCAAUUGGAAUAUGUUGAUUGACACAUUGACCAGCGAUGAUUACCGCAAAGUCCAUGUGAUCAAUCGCGCACACCUCAUCGAUGACGCUUUGACCUUAGCCUGGACCGGCGAUCAGGAUUAUGACAUCGCAAUGCGUCUGAUUGAGUAUUUGGUACGUGAACGCGAGUAUAUUCCAUGGAAAGCAGCUUUGGAUAAUCUCCGUGACGUGAACAGAAUUUUGCGCCAGACUCCAGAGUACGAGUACUUUAAGAAAUAUAUGCGCAAGAUACUCUCCCCCAUUUACCUGUACCUCGGCGGUUUGAAUGUGACUGAUGAAAUUAAAGCGGCACCGCAUACYAUACUCCACAAAGAGCUCAUUGCCAACUGGGCCUGUCGCUUCGAAGUCGAAGAUUGUAUMCCAAGUGCGCAACAAUAUUUCAAGCAGUGGCGUGCCGUAGACAACCCCGACGAAUACAACCCAGUACCAAAGGAUCUGCGUUCAGUCAUCUACUGUACAUCUAUACGUCAUGGCAACGAAGAUGAUUGGCAAUUCCUCUGGGCGCGCUAUAAGAACUCGAACGUGGCAGCUGAAAAGCGUACCAUAAUCUCAGCUUUGGGUUGCUCACGCGAAGUUUGGAUCUUACAACGCUAUUUGGAAUGGGCAUUCGACAGUGAAAAACAUAUACGUCGACAGGAUUCAACUUUCGCUUUCGGCGCYGUGGCACAUGGUGAAGUUGGCUUCCACUUAGCACGAGAUUAUCUAAUUACCAAUAUCGAUUUCCUGCACGAAUACUUUGAACCAAAUGGCUCUGAAUUGCGUCGUCUCCUCUCGCCUAUCGCUAGCCAAAUGAGCAGUCAGCGUGAGUAUGAGAAGAUGAGUGCGUUCUGUGAGGAGAACAAACAACUUUUGCGCAAGGUCGAACAGGGUGUCCAACAGGCUUUGGAGACGAUUAAAAUCAAUGCACAGUGGAAGGAGCGCAAUUACAAUGAAAUUUCGCGUCGUCUACGUAGCCGUCUAACUGUGGACGAGUUUUAAGAGAUGCAAUUACUCAAGCUC